Triplophysa dalaica is the source of this 1157-nucleotide messenger RNA. RefSeq names its product immunoglobulin domain-containing protein. Lineage: Eukaryota; Metazoa; Chordata; Actinopteri; Cypriniformes; Nemacheilidae. The coding region runs from base 174 to 932 and encodes 252 amino acids. Gene Ontology annotation, biological process: positive regulation of T cell receptor signaling pathway; positive regulation of mast cell activation; positive regulation of natural killer cell cytokine production. The transcript is spliced from 5 exons. The record is from RefSeq and is a predicted model, not a curated record. Gene Ontology annotation, cellular component: external side of plasma membrane.
CGUCUAACAGAGAUCAAAGAUAUGACUGAGUUUUCAAGAAACGUGAAGAAAAAAAUCGGUUGCAUGUUAGAUGACUACUAGAUAGGACUAUAGAGUGAAGUCAGAAACAGUAUGAUCAAACAGAAGCAGGAAAAAGACUGAAGGGGAAGUUGUGUUGUUUUAUCACAGCAGCCAUGAGCAACAACAUUCUAUGUGCUCUUCUCAUUCUUGCUUAUCUGCGAUCAGGCAAAUCCAACACGAAUGUAUCUAUCAGUCACAGUCGAUACAAAGAAGGACGGAAUGUCACCUGCGUUCAAACAGGAGAUGAAAAAAUGACUCAGAUUAACUGGGAAAUGCUAAAUGGUCCAAAUCGCACCAAACUCGGCACGUUUCAUCCAAGUUUAGGAACUCACAUACCACCUGAAUAUAUGAGUGAAGUUCAAAUCAAGGGCAUAUCAACUCCACAUCCAUUAUCAUCCCUUCUCAUUGAAGCAGCAUUGAAUGAGAGUGUCCAAAUCUGUUGUGCGUUUUUUACAUUUCCUUCAGGGAAACUAGUGGAAUGUACCGACAUCCGUGAGAAAGAAGCCAAUAUUAACACGAUGACGAAAGAUUUUACUCAUAUGAAAAAAGAACCGGGGAUGGGACUUUUGGGACGUUUGGGUUUGAUGAUUAUUGGAUCUAUUCUUUUCCUUAUAACCUUGGUCAUGCUAUUCUUCCUAUGCAGAAAGUGCAGCUGUAGAAGGGGGCAGUCGUUUGAAAUAUGUAUGCAAUUGACAGACUCACCUGCUGAGACACAAGAAGAACCAGCUUCAACUUCUCAAAGUUCUUCGAAUGGCUUUGACCCCUCCAAACUUUAUGCCAAGAUCAAAAAAGACCUUUUCUACGGCCGGUUGUGGAAAUCGUACCAAGGCCAACCCAGGGCAUGGACGCAGGAUUCCACGAAUGAUCAAUGACAUGUUUAUCAACUACUAGGACAGAAUCCUUUACCCCAAAGAAAUAUGGACAGCCGCUCCUUGAGACCAAAUACAACAUGAUUAUCUACAAGCAGAAAAAUGCAUAUAUUCCAGUCUUUGAGUAAAUCAAAGAAUCUUUGUCAUAUAUUAAAUUAAAUUACAUAGGGCAAAUGGACUUGUAUUAUCGCACGAAAAUAAAUAAAGUAUUUAAAUGCUUAAAUUUCA